ACCUAGUGACGUUUCUUUGGACACGUCGUCCAACGCGUCUCCACGUCUCUUUUUACGCAAGCGCGAUACUCGCGCACGCCAUUGAAUCUUAACCAAUCUUAACUCUCGUAACAGUGCGUGAGACAGGUUGAGCGGCUGUUUGCUGAAUUCAUCGAUAUUCGCAAAUCGUAAGAAAUGUCAGGAAAAUCCAAGGCGUUUACUAAGGAGGAGGAACUAUUACUACAGGAUUUUUCCAGAAAUGUCUCGACAAAAUCCUCGGCGUUGUUCUACGGAAACGCAUUUAUCGUCUCAGCGAUACCCAUCUGGUUGUUUUGGAGAAUACACUUGAUUGAUCUAUAUGCCAACUUAAUUUCUUUCAUAGGAAUUACAUUAAUAAGCACAUAUGCUCUUGCAUUAGCAUACAAAAAUACAAAAUUUAUUCUCAAACAUAAGAUUGCUGUAAAAAGAGAAGAUGCUGUAACAAAGGAAAUAAGCCGUAAGCUUGCAGAAGACAAGAAGAUGAGCAAGAAGGAAAAGGACGAAAGAAUUUUGUGGAAGAAGAAUGAAGUGGCGGAUUAUGAAGCAACAACGUUCUCUAUUUUUUACAACAACGCUCUUUUCUUGGCGCUUGUUAUUGUAUCUUCGUUUUACAUUCUGAAAACGUUCUCACCCGCAGUAAAUUAUGUACUUUCUGUAGGAGCUACUAGUGCACUUUUAGCAUUAUUAUCGACGGGAUCUCAGUAAUAUACACAUCACGGUAUGUUUUGUUAUCUAAUUUCAUAAGAAAUUUUCAGCAAUGUUUCAUCUUUUUCAUAUGAACAAUUAUAAAUUAUGAUAUAAAUUAUGGUAAUAAAUAUA
Molecule: messenger RNA, 837 nt
Organism: Odontomachus brunneus
Lineage: Eukaryota; Metazoa; Arthropoda; Insecta; Hymenoptera; Formicidae
Product: translocon-associated protein subunit gamma
Exons: 4
Coding region: 175-723 (182 amino acids)
Biological process (GO): SRP-dependent cotranslational protein targeting to membrane
Cellular component (GO): endoplasmic reticulum; membrane
Source: RefSeq, a predicted model, not a curated record